AGAUUCUGUAAGGAAGCGAGGAAUUUAUGUCCCUUCAUCAAAAUGUAAAUGCAGAUGCAUGUCAUAUGUAGUAGGAGCCGCAUUUCGCAGAGCGAGGUUACGCUUAAACGAGCGCACGGUGGAGUGCGGCCGGAAAUCACCGUGGGAAAGUACAUGAAUACCUAUAAAGCGCCGACAUCGCACCGCGGCAGUGCGUCAUUUGCGUCUCACGCGGUCACCUGCGGUCGCGCCCCGCGACUACGUCGCGAUAAGAGGCGUGACCUGACCAACGUGACUUGAACCCUGAAUUGGGAUCGCUAGUGAUUCGAUCAUGGAAGAUGUAAAGGGAGAGGUUGUCACCGGCGCGCGAUGGCCGAGCGCAGCUUUGACCGACGAUCUGGAGUUUUGGAUGACUCGGUUUCCGGCGCCGCUCAAGAAUAUACCCAUAAUACAUCUGGCGAUACCCGGUUCUCACGAUACCAUGACUUACACGAUCGAGAGGCGCAACGACGUGGGGCCGGACGAACCCGCCUUCAUCCGAACACUCGGCCGUUACUGCUCGUUCGUUGCCAAGCCUAUUAUUUUAAAUUGGUCUAUUACACAACGCGAUGAUAUCAAGCGACAACUCAAUGGUGGAAUCCGAUAUUUAGAUCUGCGCGUUGCUACAAAGCCGAGAACUAAUGAUAUAUACUUCCUUCAUGGUCUGUACGGAGCGGAAGUCAGCAAACCGCUUCUAGACGUAGCCAAUUGGCUCAGCUCGCAUGCGAACGAGAUCGUUAUCCUGGACUUCCAGCAUUUCUAUGCCUUCACGGAUCAGGAUCAUCAUCGUCUCGUGGAGAAAAUAAUCCAUAUUUUCCGGGGGAAAUUGUGCCCGGUCUCGUCCAAAUUUGAUCAUAUAACACUACAGUGGUUGGUCCUGAAGAGAUAUCAGGUGUUCGUGAUUUACAGAAACGUUUACGCGCGCAACUACGCGAAUCUGUGGCCGUCUGGCCUUUGGCGUACCGUAUGGCCUAACACUGUCCGCGUGGACGAACUGAUAGAUUUCUUGAAUGUCGAACUGCAGAAUAGAUCGUUGGACAUCGCAUUCGUAUCGCAAUGUCUGCUGACGCCGGAUACGUCCUACGUUGUAAAACAUUUGUGCGGUACUCUGCAAAGGGACCUGGCGUCUCGCUGCCAGAAGGCAAUCCUCUCCUGGAUAAAUCAGAAUCGUCCUGGUCGCGGAGGACUCAAUAUAGUUAUAGCAGACUUUGUAUCGGAUAGCAACUUUCUGGUUUCUAAAACGGUCAUUCAGAGUAAUAUGAAACUUCUGCAUAAUCUGGAAGUUCCUUAAUUUAAUUGUUUCUCUUCCGCUUCUCAGAUUACAAAUGACGCGUAAAGAAUACCUUAGAUCUAUUUAUUUUUAUCUUAGUGUAUUUUUAUCUUAGUGAAAAGAAAUAUCUCUAAAUCCACGAUUGUCGUUUAAGAUUUUUCACAAUUGAUACUUAGUAAUCAUUAAUUAUUAUCUAAAAUAAAUCAUUCAACUCUAAAAUUAUUCAAUU
Pogonomyrmex barbatus (red harvester ant) is the source of this 1517-nucleotide messenger RNA. RefSeq names its product PI-PLC X domain-containing protein 3. The record is from RefSeq and is a predicted model, not a curated record. Gene Ontology annotation, biological process: lipid metabolic process. NCBI's taxonomy places the organism in Eukaryota, Metazoa, Arthropoda, Insecta, Hymenoptera, Formicidae. Gene Ontology annotation, molecular function: phosphoric diester hydrolase activity.